CGCGGUAGAGGGAACCCCGAUCGCUCAACCUGUCUUCUCAUUACCUUCUCAAUAUGUGAGCUCAUCAAUGAAUUCAUCAUUAACAUUAACUUUUAAUAAUUGUUUUUGUUUUAUUUCAUGUUUAAAAUAAAAUACGAAAAAUACCAUGGUUCAGUGAUUGAUCUGUGUGCUUACCAAAAGACUCUUUGAUAUUUUAAAAUAAUUUCAAAAUGAGUUCCAAUCCUGUGACAUCUCCCAUCAAAAACAUACCCUCUUGCUGGGAAGAUGAUAAAAGAAUGACAGCUUUAUAUGCACCAUUUAGAAUAAGAGAGGCUAAUCCUGUAGACUAUGAUUCGAAAAUGAAGUUCUGGGAGAGUAAUAUUGAAAGUUGGUGUCUUGAAAAGAAUAAUUGCAAAUUCAGUAUAAAAAUACUCCAACAAGAAUUCAAACGAAAAGAACGUGUCCCAUUAUGCCUAAACACAGUUAUUGAAAACUUGGAAAGGAUAGGAAACAUUAAGCUAAAGGAAGACAUAUAUAGAAUGAAUCCAGAGGAAUCUUGGACGGAAUGGGCUGUAAAAUGUUUUGUGAAAACUCCAGUAAUAUGGUCUUUUGCUAAACUUAAAACGGCUUUAAUGGAACAAGACAUUGACGAUUUAGAGUACGUUUACAUCACUUAUCUGAAGAAAAAGAGUGAAGAAAUUGUUUUACGGAAAGAACAACAAAACAAAAGUUUGUAUAAUACAGCCGAAUUCCAGAAACUGUUGACAACAUGUGAAGGAAUAGACAUUAACCCUGAAACAUUUGAAAUACUUAUAUUGUGGAUGCAGAUAAAUAAAAUUAUUCAAGUCCAUAAAUUAGAAAACGAUACGCUUUUUAAAUUUAUCGAUGGAAAGAAAAAUAUUUCAAUCACGGAUGUUGAUGUUUCGAUAUAUAUGCUUGAAAAAAAUAAACUGUCUAUCGAAAAAGCUAUAGAAACAUUAGAAGAAGAAAAAGAAGAACUUAUUCAAACAGCGAAAACGUUUUUGAAAAAAGGAAUGAGAGAUACAGCAAAGAGCUACUUAAGGAGAAAAAAGGCUCUUGAGAAAACACUCGAAAAAAGAAUUAACACAUCCGAAAAUAUUGAAAUAUUACUGUCCAGAAUUCAUGAAGUUUCUUCAGAUUCUAAAGUUUUAGAAACUUACAAAAUUGGCCUUAAUGCUUUAAAGGCAACUUUUAAAGAAAAUGGCCUCUCUGAAGAUGACGUGACAAACACUAUUUCUGAAAUACAGGAGAUUAAUGAAAUGCAUGAAGAAAUUCAAACUGCUUUGUCGGAGCCGAUCAGUACACCUCUAGAAAGUGAACUUGAAGAAGAAUUGAAGUCCAUUUUAGAAAGCGUAAAAGAAGUCGAAAAAGAUAUUGUUCUUCCAGAGGUGCCUGCACAUGAACCUAAAGUUGUAAUAAAAGAAAAAGAAGUUGCCCAGCUCGCCCUUUAGCUGAAGUAUCACACUACUCGGAUUUUGUAUAUAUAUGUAUAAUAACUGAAUCGUAUAAACUAAUUUUUCUUUUUUACUAAUAGAUAAAUUUAUUUUCUAAUGAUUUGUGUUAUUAUUGUUGCCAUAAUUAAGACAUUGUUAACUAACUAUUAAUUAGU
This is a messenger RNA of Nezara viridula (southern green stink bug), 1609 nucleotides long. The record is from the annotation of a GenBank genome assembly. NCBI's taxonomy places the organism in Eukaryota, Metazoa, Arthropoda, Insecta, Hemiptera, Pentatomidae.